This is a messenger RNA of Leucoraja erinaceus (little skate), 11046 nucleotides long. Its product is annotated as G-protein coupled receptor 135. NCBI's taxonomy places the organism in Eukaryota, Metazoa, Chordata, Chondrichthyes, Rajiformes, Rajidae. Gene Ontology annotation, biological process: G protein-coupled receptor signaling pathway. Gene Ontology annotation, molecular function: G protein-coupled receptor activity. The record is from RefSeq and is a predicted model, not a curated record. Gene Ontology annotation, cellular component: membrane.
AAAAGACUGCACAUUCACCAGAUCUAUUCCACUCAUGAUUUUAUACGUCUCAAUAAGAUCACCCCUAGCUUGCCCUAUCUCUCCUUAAUGCUCAGGCCCUCAAGUCCUCACCACAACCUCGUAAAUCCCUGCACACUUUCUAGCUUAAUGGAAGAGAUGACCAAAACUGAACACAGUGCUCCAAGUACGGCUUCGUCAAUGUCUUUUUCCCCACUCCCCCUACUACAAUCAGUCUGAAGUCGGGUCUGGACCCGAAACAUCAUCUAUUCAUUUUCUCCACUUAUGCUGCCUGUCUUGUUAUAUUAUUCCAGUUAAAUCUCACGUUGUGUACGCCCACAGCAUAAUUCUCAAAUUCUACACAUAAUUCUCAAAUUCCCAAUUUAUGGAAAAUAAUGAAUAGUUAUUUGCGUGUUAUUGCUUACUCGACAUGUUAAGCUUCAGCUAUUAUUAUUCCGUUACCAGGUAUAUACAACGCUUAGGUAGACACAAAAUGCUGGAAUAACUAGGUAGGUGAGGCAGCAUCUAUGGAGAGAAGGAAUUGGUGACGUUUCGGGUCGAGACCCUUCCUCAGACUGAUGUCAGGGGGUGGGACAAGGAAAGAAUGUAGGCAUAGACAGUAAGAGUAGUGGGAGAACUGGGAAGGGGGAGGGGAUCGAGAGAGAAAGCAAGGGCAACCUGAAGCUAGAGAAGUUAAUGUUCAUACCUUUUGGGUGCAAACUAUCCAAGCAAAAUAUGAGGUGCUGUUUCUCCAAUUUGCGCAAAUGGAGUUACUCCAGCAUUUUGUGUCUACCUUCGAUUAACAGGCAUCUGCAGUUCUUUCUUAAACAUACAACACUUAUACACACUUGGCUCUUUACAAUGAAACGCACUUGACUAACCCAAGCAGGCAAAUGUGGACACAAAGAACUAGUUUGUUGGUCUACAAAAACCCGUUAAAUCAAUCCAUGCAAGCUGAUGUGCUGCUGCAAAUAAGAAUUUCAUUGUUCUAUCUGGGACAAAUGACAAUAGGUUUUGACUCUUGAUUACAGGCCUGGGACCACAUUCAAUCUCCAACAAUGUCCAAAAGUCUCAAGUCGUCAACUUUAUUUGUCACAUACAAGAUGUGCAGUGAAAUGAAAGUGGCAAUGCCUGCGGAUUGUGCAAAAACUACAGAACAUAAUCAGUGUUUACAUACUAGCAAAGAAUGUUUUACAAGAGACACAACACAACAGUAAUUUAGUACAGUAAAUUAGUCCCAGGUGAGAUAGGAGUUUACAGUCCUGAUGGCCUGUGGGAAGAAACUAUGUCUCAUCCUCUCUGAUUUCACAGCAUGACAGGGGAGGCGUUUGCCUGAAGUAGCAGCUGGAACAGUCCGUUGCUGAGGUUAGCUAUCUAGUUGUCUUCCUGCCGCUAAAAUAGAUUUUUUUAAACUAUCCCAGUUCUGGUGCAUGGUGUUGAUCUCCUCUGCAGAUAGAUUUCGCUCACUGUAAGGUGUCCCCAGCCGCCGCAAUGUAAAGCAGCUGCAACCACCUGUGACGCGGGCGUGCCUCCUGUCGCUAGGCAACGGCGGCCUGAGGAUUCUGGAGCGUGACGUCAUGCGGCGGGCGAAGGAGACGUGGCCAGUGACGUACGCUGGGGAGAGCACGUGGCGCGGCGACGUCAGCGGGCGGACACGUGCGGCGGGCGAUAGCGGGCGUUGGGAGCCGCCAGUCCCCAGCUAAUGCAGCGAGAGGAGAGAGAGCAGAGCCGGGCGCUCGGUGUGACCGCGGCCGGCCGCCUCCUCACCCCAAUACCGGGCGGGGGAGAGGGGCGAGGGCCGGUACACAGGGAAUGGGCGUCGGCCGCGGAGCCGGGGUAGGUAAGGUAGGCGAGGCCCGAGGCCCCCGGUGAUGGGCCGACGCGGAGCGGAGAGCGACAUGGAGCUCGCUAGCGGGGCGGCCACGGGGCCCGGCAACCUGACGGCGCUCAGCAACCAGAGCGGGGCGGCCGAGGCGGGGUCUGUGCCUGUGCCGGCUGCGGCGACGGCCGUGGUUGUGACCGCCCAGGCGCUGGUGCUGCUCCUCAUCUUCCUGCUAUCGGGCCUGGGCAACGCGGCGGUGAUCGCGGUGAUCGCCAGGCACCGGCGGCUGCGCACCGUCACCAACGCCUUCAUCGUGUCGCUGUCGCUGUCCGACCUGCUCACCGCGCUGCUCUGCCUCCCCUUCUCCUUCCUCAUGCUCUUCAGUACCGACGGUGCCUGGAUCUUCGGCGACUGCCUCUGUCUGGCCAAUGGCUUCUUCAACUCGUGUUCGGGCAUCGUCUCCAGCCUCACCAUGACCCUCAUCUCCUUCGACCGCUACUACGCAAUCGUCAGGAGGCCACGGGGAAAGAUGGACAGGCGCCUGGCAGCGCAGCUCCUGGCCGCCGUCUGGCUGACGGCCUUUUUCUUUUCUUUCCCUUGGCAUCUCUUGUUGCCAGCCCCGGAUCACAAGGUGGUUCACAAGAAGGGCUUCUACCACUGCAUGUACAUCUUUCACUCAGGCAGCUCGCCCAUGGGCACUGGCUACAGCCUGGCCCUGAUUGUCACUUGCUUCCUGCUGCCUUUCUCUCUGAUGUGUUUCUGCCACUACAACAUCUGUAAGACUGUGAGGCUUUCAGAAAUCCGAGUCCGCCCAGAACCUACCUAUGCCCACCUUCUGCGCUUCUACAGUGAAAUGAGGACAGCCACCACAGUGUUGAUAAUGAUUGUCUUCACCAUCUGCUGCUGGGGCCCAUACUGUGUCAUGGGAAUUAUCACUGCCACUAGCAACUUUCGUUUCACUCCUGUCAUGGACACCGUGGCCAUCUGGCUGGCCUGGGCCAACGGUGCCCUCAAUCCUGUCAUCUACGCCACCAGAAAUCCCAACAUUUCCAUGCUUUUGGGAAGGAAAAGGGAAGACGGUUACAGGACUAGAAACAUAGCAGCCUAUCUGUCUGGGCAGAACCAAGAUCACGAGACAAGAAUUCAGUCAGACAGGAUAAGGGAGCACUACGUCAGAGGGCAGGGAGCUGGCAACAGGAUGUCCUCUUCUAGUCCCGCGAAUGGGGAUGUGGCAAUGUGGGCCUGUAAAAAUCCAGCUGUGUUCUUCUGUCGGGAUGGACAGCCUGAUGCAACGCCUGAGCCCACAGUAGCCAAAUCAGUAACUGCAGACACCAGCCUUUAAAUAAGAUCAAAACCAUCCAAUCGUAUUAUAUACAUUUGGUAACAUUUUAUGGAGGAUGGAGCAAACGGUUUGUGGUACAAAACCUGUUUGUGACACUAGAAUGGGUUAUGUUAAAAUGUGCUAUGAUUGGAUUUGAGAUGAUUUCAUUCCAAAGUCUUAAUCAUAAAGAAAGAAAAUUAGUUUUUGGUAACAUGAAACAGACCAUUUUAUGUCUAAUCUGUAUAAAGUACAAUAUCGAACCCUCGCUUGAGAAAACUGUGUAAAUGUUCUGAAAUGGCUGGUGCCAAAUGGUAAUGGGACAUUAAUAACAAAAAAAAAAUAGCCUUACCCUAAACGAUGGGACAACUACAUUUUUUUCAGAUGCUGUUUAUCGUGUCCUUUCCCUUUGAAGGAAAGGUGUAAUGGUGUGAAAAUAGUUUCCAUAUAUGAAUAGUUGAAAAGCAGGUUGAUGGAUAUUGCUUUGCAAUUGGAUUGUGACUAUUGUAUGGUGUAUUUAACUUCCAUUGCCAUUGAAGUUAAUUUUGAUUUGGUUCACGCUGCAAGAAAUUGUCAGAUUGAUCAAGUCAUUUGAAGUACUACCCAAAUUUGCACCUGCUGAAAAGGGACAUUCAAGUUUCCUGAAGCUAGUUGUCAAUAACAGUUGUGAUUUCCACGCCAUGAAUGCGAUUGCUGAGCUGUGUGCAGGGAGAGUCAUCAGAUCUUGGAAGCAUCCCGUAUGAUUGUGAUCUUUACUACAACUGGAAGAAAAUAAAAAUGUAGGUGAAAUGGCAAGAGCAGGUGUAUAGCCAACUCCAACAGAUCCUCUGUCCUGUGGAGGGCUAUGCCUCAAGCAGAACCACAUGAGCCAUAGUCAUUAUUAUAUUAUUGGUACAUAUUUAUUUGCUCUGUUGCAUUAAUGUGCAUGUAAAGCUGAAGAAAAUGUUAUUUUGGUACACCAAAUAUUUAAACUCUUGAAUGUAUAGGGAUGAUCAGCUAUGGCAGAUUCAUGCUCAUAUAAAAGGACAGUAAACAGUGAUAGAACAAGCAAAAGUAAUUGUAAAAGUAUUUUAACCUUUAGUAAUACAAAUCUGUUUGAUGUUAUCAAAAUACAAUUGAAGAGAUCUUUAGGUUGUGUCACAUUGCAAAUUUCAGCAGAUUUUUUUAAACUCUCAUUUCACUGUCAUUCUCCCGUCUGUCAGAACUAUAAUUUCAGUGAGAAGGAUGUUAAAAGUAAUGUUAAACUUACUGUUUAAAGGUUAUGCAUGCAAGGGUGAACAUGACCAGAAUUGCCUGGCCGAAUUUCAUCUGGAAAUGAUAGCUGGUACAAUCCAGGAGAAAAUACUUUUGCAUAAUAGGUACAUAAAAGCAGGUGUGCGUUCCAUUUCUAGGCUGGGGUGUGUUCUCUGUUUCAAUACUUACACUAAUAAUCUUGCAUAAAAGAGCAUAAACAUAAUUUAUUGAUUAUGGCAUUAUUUGGUAAAUGUCAUUGUAGAGGUCAGCUGCAUCCAGUUUACAUAUAGUUGCAUUUAAUGGCAGUGAGAUGAGUAAUGUUGUCUUGAUGAUGUCAUGCUUGGGUUGACGCCUCCAUGCCCGUUCUGUGGUUUGAGAUGGUUGCUGAGGCCAUUGUGGGACCCUGCCACUGGUGCAUGAGGAGAUGCUGGACAUGGUGUAGUGGGGAGUAAGAUGGAUGGUUUGGGAGGUGGUAUGCAUUUUCCAUUGUAAGCAAUGAGAUAUGCAUUCUCAAGAAAUGAAUUCUGUUUUGAGCAAUUGAGGCAUUGGGAAUACCACAAAUUGGUAAAGAUAUUGCAUUUUUGCAGGAGGCUUUGACACCAUUCCCUCUAUUCACUUGAUUCUCUAAAUUUGAAGAUUGCUCACUUGAAGGAACCUUUUCCUUUUUAUACAUGUAAUGAACAUUGUCCACAGUUCCCCCUCCCAAUACAGGGUACUGCUUUCUUAAUAGACACGAAAUGCCUGACUAACUCAGCGGGACAGGCAGCGUCUCUGGAUAGAAGGAAUGGGUGACAUUUCGGGUUGAGACCCUUCUUCAGACUGAUGUCAGGGGAGUGCGGGACAGGCAGCGUCUCUGGAUAGAAGGAAUGGGUGACAUUUCGGGUUGAGACCCUUCUUCAGACUGAUGUCAGGGGAGUGGGAGGGACAGAGAUAGAAUGUAGUCGGAGGCACUGGUGGGCGAACUGGGGAGGGGAUGGAGAGAGAGGGAAAGCAAGGGCUAUUUGAAGUUAGAGAAGCAAAUGUUCAUACUGCUGGGGUGUAAGCUACAGAAGCAAAAUAUAAGGUGCUGUUCCUCCAAUUUGCCCUGAACCUCACUCUGACAAUGGAGGAGGCCCAUGACAGAAAGGUCAGAUUGGGAAUGGGAGGGGGAAAAGUUAAACUGCUGAGCAAUCAGGAGAUUAGGUAGCUUUAGGCAGACUGAGCAGAGGUGUUCAGCGAAACAAUUGGCAAGUCUGCGCUUGGUCUUGCCGAUGUACAGGAGUUGACAUCUGUGACAGUGGAUACAGUAGAUGAGGUUGAAGGAGGUAGGAGAUGUCGGAGAUGGUCCAAGUGGAUUUAAGUGCAGGAUGGAAAUUGGUUGUGAAGUUGAUGAAGUCAAUGAGUUCUGCAUGGGUGCAGGAGGUAGCACCAAUGCAGUCGUCAAUGUAGCAGAGGUAGAGUGCGGGGAUAGGGCCAGUGUAUGCCUCGAACAGUGAUUGUUCAACGUCCCCUACAAAGAGGCAGCCAUAGCUAGGGCCCAUGAGAAUGCCCAUAGCUACACUUUUGGAGGAAGUGGGAGGAAUUAAAGGAGAAGUUGUUGAGUGUAAGGACCAGCUCUGUUAGGCGGGGGAGAGCAUUAGUAGAUGGAAAUUGGCUGGUUCUGCGGUUGAGGAAGAAACGGAGGACUUGAAGACCUUCCUCGUGGGGGAUGGAGGUAUGGAGUGACUGGCCAUCCAUAGUGGGGGGCCUGGAAAACGGUCUUAAUGCUUUCUUAAUAAACACAGUAACAUGGGAAUGACAUUUGAUUGCCUGCCUUUUGAUUAUACCACUUGUUUCUGGUCUAUUCCUUAACUCUUGUAUUGCUUGAUAUAAUAGUCCUUGAUAUUUCUUGCUGUUGCUGUGCAUGGAGUAGUGGGUUUAGAUUGUUGCUGAUGGUUCCCCUUUAUAUCUGUUCUAAGUUCAGCUUGAGUUUGCUCAAAUUGGGUAAAAGCUAGUGAAGACUCGGGCACAACCCUAGAUCUUUCUAAAAACGUUAUUAAACCAAAUUUACACUGCAAUAUAAUAAACACUAGAAAUAAACAAGAAAAAAAGUGAAUUGAUUUAGUGUACAGAGGCUAUAGUAGUAAGAUUUAAAAAACUACAUGGCUUAAUUUUUUAAUUAAUAAUUUCAGCUAGAAUUUAUUCUGUAACUAUUUCUGGACAUGAUUCAGCCUGUUGAUCACCUGCUCCUUUCUAUGCAUUUUGUCCAUGGAUUUUCCCCAAACACACCUUUUUUAAAAUAAUACAAAAACACAGAAAUGAUAACUAAUGUAAUUGCCCUCCUUUUGCUUGUACUGCUUUUGGUCUGCUCCUUAAGUGAUACAUUGCUUGAUACGACGUCCUUGUCUUACAUUCUCAAUAUGUUUGUUCUGAUGCGGAAGAGGAAUGUGUGCUUAUCAGCACCAUGAGACAUUCUUAACUCGAGUGAACUGUUGUCUGCUGUGUAAAUUCAGUGGGCAGUCAUACCAUUCCGCAGAAGAUCUGUAGAGAAAGCAGAUCAGUAAUUUGUCCUUUGGUUAGUCUUGUUUAUGAAUUAUUCCUUUUGCAGUUUCUUCAGCUUAUUGCAUUUAAAAAAUUGAUUUAAUGUGUGAUAAUUAAUAUUUGUUGGUUUACCACGAGUUAAAUGGUGUUGUGAAUUAUGUCUGGCUACCUGGUCCGUUAUUAUGAGCAGGUUACAUUCACACAGUCCACACCUGGCUGAGUGAUUCCCACCCUGUUGCCGAGAUGCGUUUUGUUGUUGGGGACAAAAUCCUUGGGAUCCUGAGGUUCAAGGGCUUGCCAACCAAGAUGGCCCAAUUAAGCUAUUUUCACACAUUUGGACCACAACCCUCAACCUUUCUUAUCAAUGCACCAGUCCAAAUGUCUUUUAAAUGUCGCUAUCGUACCCGCCUCAGCUACCUCCUUCGGCAGCUUGUUCCAUAUACCCACCAUAGUCUGUGUGAUAAAGUUGCCUCUUAGGUUCCUAUUAAGAUUUUGCACUCUCACCGUAUACCUGUGCUGAUCUCCGCAUGAUGGCUAACUGUAGAUGAUGCAUACCAUCUGCAUUUGUGCAACACACUGAGAAUUUCUCCAUGUUCCAUUUAUGGCCAUGUGUGGAAGCUUCAUGCUUAGGUAUUUCAGGGAAUUGACUGCCAAAACAGACUUGUUUGAUCCAUAUUAUACACAUGGGAAAGUAGUAGACCUUCAUUCUGGACUAGAUUAUUCAGCCUCUUCCUGAAAGGUUCUACUUGUGCUGGCGAACUGGCAGCUUCACCAUGAGUAAUUCUAUUACCAAUGCCAUGGCGCUUUCUCACUAGCCAUAAACUUCUCCACUCCUAUAUGCCUGGCUAGUUUGCUUGCUGCAUUUUGGAUCUGUACACCACGGAUGUUUACACCACAGGAAAGUUCUUGCGUGUACCAUUUGCACACGGCUUCGUCAAGUUUUUUAAAUUGCGCAACUCAUAUGUUUACUUCCACCAAUAGAAGUUUUAGAAUCGACUCCAAACUUUAAUGACAAUGCAGUAAACUUGUCCUUUGCAUUUUGUAUGUCUGACAGAGCUUGUUUUUUCAUACUAUAUUCUUCACAUAUGUGCGCUACCAUAGCAACAGCCUCUAACUUUUUUAUUAACUCUAGUUUCUCGUUAACACUUAGACUGACACAAUCACCACCGCUUGCUCUAGAAGCCAUAGUCAAUCAACUGAAUGAUAUUUAAAAGCUAAAAAGUGACUAAACACUAAACGGGGUGAGCGCACAACAACGCUCACUCAUACUGAUUGGUAGGAAACUCAGACUGAUGUGUAUGUCCUGUCACCAAGGGAUCAAUGGCAGACAGGUUAAUUAAUAACCUGUUCUUCAAAGGGAGCUUUUCCUGCAAAUAUUUGCUAGCAGAUCUUGCUCUAGAAAGAAAAGCUUUCUUUACUUCAAUCUUCUUUUCAUUGUGUAGAAUAGCUGUUGCUUCUGGUCCAAUGAAUAUGUCUACAAGAGCAAGCAUUGAAGUCUUAGCUGCUACAUCUACAUCAGUCACUUUACACUGAAGAAGCACUUCUGUCUUCACAAAGCAUGAGAAGAAACUCUUGCUCAGGCCUACAACUUCAUCAUAUAGUUUGUGGAUUUGAGUUUCGUUCUUCUGAAAGACCAGAACAAAUUUCUUCGGUAGAGCCAAGGCUAAAGGAGCAAUCUUGUGUAACUGUGAUUCACAAACAGCUUCUGUGUGAUCCUUUCUUUCCGCUGUUUCCCUUCUUCUGUCAUUUUCUUUUCUCUAACCUGUCCUGAAUUACUUUGAUAGCCCUAACUGCUUUGUCUCCGAUCUCCUUUGAUAAGUAGAUACCCUUGCACAAGUGGAAAAAGUGCUGACGAUCUGGUAAAGACAGGAAGGGAAAGUAGAAGAUUGUAUACACAUCAAGCAAUCUCAACGUGUCCACCACUACAUCAUACACACUCAGCCACCUUGUUGGAACAUAUCUCUCGGGUACGGUGAACUUCACACCAAGGAUAUUGCACAGCCUCUCCAAGUACUGGUGAAGGUCUGUAGACCAUUUAAAGUCAUUGUAGAUUGAAGUGAACAGUUCUUCCAAAUGCUGUUCAAAUGCUUUUGAGAAUCUCUUACAUGCAUUGUGUAUGCAAACAUCUCCAUCUAUAUCAAUGUGAUAAGGAGCAUGCUUUGUCCUUAUCCUUGUCUCCAAUCCACUCUUCGAAACUCUCAUGACAUUACAUGAAUCCAUCAAGAUAGAUAUCACAUUUGUUCAUGGAAUGUUGUGUCGUUGCAGCAAGGAAUCAAUCAAGGAGAGUUUUUCCUGCAAACAUUUGCUAGCAGAUCUUGCUCUAGAAUGAAAAGCUUUCUUUUCUUCAAUCUUUUCUUUGAUUGUGGCGAAUAGCUAACUAUUCACCACAAUCAAACUGAGUGAGACAAAAUGAUUGAUAACCACCUUAUUCAAAGAUGGAGAAUAGUAGCUUACCAAGACGGUCAGAAUUUUUUUGUUAUUGUCUGAAGUGCCUUCAUCAAUGUUCAUGGAAAAUAUGACACUGUGAAGAUCCUGGGCAAGUUAAUCUUGAAAGGUUCUUGUCAAAACAAACUGCAUCUUGUAUGACGCUGUAUUCCUAUCCAUAGAUAGGAAUUCUAUUACCUAUGCUAUGUUGGUUGAGCACCUUGGGAUCACUCUACAAAGAGGCAGGCAUAGCUGGGGCCAAUGUGAAUGCCCAUAGCUAUGCUUUGGAUUUGGUGGAAAUAGGAGUCAUCGAAGGAGAAGUUGAUAAGGGUAAGGACCAGCUCUGCUUGGUGGAGGAAAAUGUUACACAAAAAUACUCAAUUCCUUAAAGAAAAGAAAUACCCAAUUCCUUAAAAAGAUAGGAGAUAGUUAACAUAUUCAAUAGUUUAUACCCCAUUCUGCAAGAUCAAUGUAUUCCAUUAAUUAUCUUCCAUCAUCAAUUAUCUGUGCUAAAAUUAUAUAGAUUGCAAAAUAAUUUAAAAUUAACAGGUUGUAUGAAAAAAAAUGUUCUUUAUGUCCUGUUUCUUGCAAUCAAUAGAAAACCAGUUAGGAACUAUUUCUGUAUGGCGGUGCAGUGGUGCAACAGUAGAGUUGCUACCUUUCAGGUGUUUUCUGUACGGAGUUUGUAUGUUCAUCCUGUGACCAUGUGGGCUUUCCCCGGGUGGCUUCCUCCCACAUUCCAAAGGCGUGCAGGUUUGUAGGUUAAUUGGCUUCUGUACAUUGCCCCUAGUGCGUAGAAUGCAAAAUUGGGAUAAUGUGGAACUAAUGUAAGGGUGAUCAUUGGUCGGUGUGAACUCAGUUGGCUGAAGUCCCUGUUUCCACGCUGUAUCUCUAAACCAAACUGAGCUAAACCAGUCAGAGAAUUUCAAUAUCUGGGAUACAGAUCACAUUACUUUUAACUGUUUUCCAUAUUGAAAGAAUUCUAAUCAAAAAUCAGUAAAAUACAUGCAAUAAAUCUUGCAAUGCCAAUUCUUUGUCCCAGUUUCUUGGUUUUGAAUCGGUUUUAAAGAUUUUAAAUUUAAAAUAUUGAAGCAAUCCUAUCAUUUCAUUGGAGACAAGAAACUGUAAACAUGAGCAAAAAAACAAGUGCUAAAAAAACUGUGGAGGGAAUGGAAAGGCAACGUUUCAGGUCGAGACCCUUCUUCAGACUGAACAUGGGUCCCAACCUAAAAUGUGUGUACAUUCCCUCCACAGAUGCUACCUGAACUAUUGAGUUCCUCCAGCACUUUGUUUUUUGCAUACAAUUUCAUUCUUUGAUUGUCCUUUUGGGAUGAGACUGCUGAAGUUACAUUAUUUGGUGUGCAAUAUAUUAAUGUCUAAAAUUGAAAAUUUGCCAAUGGUUGCGAAAAUUAUUUUGAAAACUGUCGUGUAUUUUAUUAGCUUUUUAUGUUGGUUUAUUUACUAUAGAAAUAUUGCCAGUUAAUUUCCCCAAACAGAUGGCUGUUUAUGUCUGAUUGUUUCUGUGGUUUUUUGUUGUAUGGUGUUAAAAUACUAGUUUAUAUUUAUCAAUACACUAUUAUUUAAGGUUAAUUUAUGAAAUAUUUAAUGUACAGUAGCAGUAUUGCCAGUGCACAAUACCACUACAAAAAUUGUGAUUUCUAUCAAUGUGUUUUAUUUACAAAUAAUUCACAUUCAUUGAUUGCGAACUUGAGCCUUAUUUGUAAAAAAGCAUGAUUAAAAUACAACUUUUUUG